Messenger RNA from Arabis nemorensis, 2211 nucleotides. The record is from the annotation of a GenBank genome assembly. NCBI's taxonomy places the organism in Eukaryota, Viridiplantae, Streptophyta, Magnoliopsida, Brassicales, Brassicaceae.
AUGACGAAAUUACGAGCAGCUUCCUCUUGCCUCCUCUCAUGUCUCCUUGUCUUGUUCUUGAGUUCAGCUUCAGCGAUCACAGAUGAUCCUCAAGAUAAACAGGUGUAUAUCGUCUACAUGGGUUCACUUCCUUCUCGACCGGACUACACACCAAUGUCCAAUCACAUGAGUAUUCUUCAAGAGGUCACUGGAGAAAGUUCGAUCGAAGGUCGUUUGGUGAGAAGUUACAAGAGGAGUUUCAACGGUUUCGCGGCCCGACUCACCGAAUCAGAACGAGAACGAGUAGCUGAAAUGGAGGGAGUUGUGUCUGUGUUCCCAAACAAGAAGUUACAACUGCAAACGACGACGUCUUGGGACUUCAUGGGAUUAAAGGAAGGAAAGAGGACGAAGAGGAAUCCAACCGUGGAAAGUGAUAUCGUUAUCGGAGUUAUCGAUAGUGGGAUCACGCCAGAAUCUCAGAGCUUUUCCGACAUAGGCUUUGGUCCUCCUCCUAAGAAAUGGAAAGGUGUUUGCUCCGGUGGUGAAAACUUCACAUGCAACAACAAGUUGAUUGGGGCAAGAGACUACACAAGUGAAGGUGUUAGAGACACUGAAGGCCACGGUACACAUACCGCGUCCACGGCGGCUGGAAACACAGUCGGGGAUACAAGCUUCUUUGGAAUCGGCAAUGGAACGGUGAGAGGAGGCGUUCCGGCUUCUAGAAUCGCCGCUUACAAAGUCUGCAACCCAACAGGGUGUACCACGGAAGCUCUAUUGUCUGGCUUCGAUGACGCGAUUGCUGACGGUGUGGACCUCAUCACCAUCUCUAUCGGGGAUAAAACCGCGCGGACGUUUGAAAAUGACCCGAUCGCGAUCGGGGCUUUUCACGCUACGGCCAAAGGGAUUCUCACUGUUAGUUCAGCUGGUAACAGCGGUCCGCAAGCUAGCACGGUCUGCGCUGUAGCGCCGUGGAUGUUAACCGUUGCAGCCAGCACAACGAACCGUGGGUUUGUCACUAAAGUUGUUCUCGGAAACGGCAAGACACUUGUCGGGAAGUCAGUUAACGCUUUCGAUAUGAAAGGAAAGAAGUACCCUCUAGUGUACGGAAAAUCCGCUGCUUCCUCUGUUUGCGAUCCUGAAAGCGCAGGGCUUUGUGAGCCAGAGUGUCUAAAAGCAUCCCUUGUAAAGGGAAAGAUUUUGGUGUGCGGUAGUACGAAAGGUUUGAAAGUAGCUGAAUCAGUUGGAGCUAUUGCACUAAUCUUUAAAACCCCUAAACCAGACGUUGCCUUCAUUCACCCUUUACCUGCUUCUGGUUUAACAGAAAAAGACUUUGAUUCUCUCGUCUCUUACAUUAAGUCCGCAGAUUCUCCAAGUGCGACCGUUCUAAAAACUGAAGCAAUCUUCAAUCGGACAUCUCCUCUUGUUGGUUCCUUCUCUUCUCGCGGUCCAAACACCAUUGCUGCUGAUAUUCUCAAGCCGGAUGUAACAGCACCAGGAGUGGAGAUUCUCGCGGCAUUUUCACCUGAUGGUGAACCAUCUGAAAAGGACACCAGACAUGUGAAGUACUCUGUUCUCUCCGGAACUUCCAUGUCUUGUCCGCACGUUGCAGGCGUGGCUGCGUAUGUCAAAACGUUUUACCCUAAAUGGUCUCCUUCCAUGAUUCAAUCUGCCAUCAUGACAACCGCUUGGCCGGUUAAUGCUACUGGAACCGGGCUUGCAUCGACCGAAUUUGCUUAUGGAGCUGGACAUGUCAACCCAAUAGCCGCUUUAAAUCCCGGACUUGUCUAUGAAUUGGACAAAGCAGACCACAUUGCCUUUCUCUGUGGCAUGAACUACACUUCAAAAAUCCUUAGAAUCAUCUCCGGUGAAAACGUUACUUGCACGGAAGACAAAGAUAUCUCACCAAGAAACCUCAACUAUCCUUCAAUGACGGCUCAACUGUCGGUAUCUGACAGUAACUUCACUGUGGCUUUCAACAGAACCUUGACUAACGUUGGACCGCCAAACUCUACCUACAAAUCAAAGGUAGUCGACGGUCACGGAUCUAAGCUUAACGUCAAGGUCACGCCUAGUGUUCUGUCGUUUAAGGAUGUGAACGAGAAGCAAUCUUUUAGGGUUACUGUUACAGGCAGCGAUCUAAACUCAAAAUUGCCUUGUUCUGCAUACCUAAUCUGGUCUGAUGGGACACAUAACGUCAGAAGUCCCAUUGUUGUUUAUACUGAUGGUUACUAA